Molecule: messenger RNA, 2739 nt
Organism: Ceratina calcarata
Lineage: Eukaryota; Metazoa; Arthropoda; Insecta; Hymenoptera; Apidae
Product: ATP-binding cassette sub-family F member 2
Exons: 5
Coding region: 1-1896 (631 amino acids)
Molecular function (GO): ATP binding; ATP hydrolysis activity
Source: RefSeq, a predicted model, not a curated record
AUGCCGUCCGACGCGAAGAAGAAACAGCAACAGAAGAAGAAGGAGGCAGCAAAGGCUAGACAGUCUGGCAAGAAGCAGCCUCAGACUAAUCCGAGCAAGACUGGAGAGGACGGCAAGGAGUCCGGAGUGGGAGUCAUUGAGAAUGGAACUAAUGGAACGCCUAUCAGCACCGAAGAGGCACUGUGUUUGAAACUGGAGGCAGAUGCCAGACUGAACGCAGAGGCACGCUCCUGCACGGGAUCCUUGGCUUCCCAUCCACGGAGUCGAGAUAUAAAGAUAUCCAACUUCUCGAUCACUUUCCAUGGCUGUGAACUACUACAGGACACCAUGCUGGAGUUGAACUGCGGCAGACGUUACGGUCUGUUGGGACUCAAUGGCUCUGGGAAAUCGACUUUGCUAGCUGUACUUGGAAACCGAGAAGUUCCUAUUCCCGAUCAGAUCGAUAUAUUUCACUUGACCAGAGAAAUGCCUGCCAGCAAUAAAACUGCUUUGGAAUGCGUGAUGGAGGUGGACGAGGAACGCGUGCGAUUAGAGAAACUGGCUGAGGAAUUGGUCGAAUGCGCCGAGGAGGACGCCCAGGAGCAACUGAUGGACGUAUACGAAAGGCUAGAGGACAUGUCUGCGGACACGGCGGAAGCUCGCGCAGCUCACAUCCUACACGGUUUGGGUUUCACUGCGAAAAUGCAGAAAACGCCUACCAAAGACUUCUCCGGUGGCUGGCGCAUGAGAAUCGCUCUCGCCAGAGCGUUGUACGUGAAGCCUCAUUUAUUGCUAUUAGAUGAGCCAACGAAUCAUUUGGAUCUUGACGCUUGCGUCUGGCUCGAAGAGGAGCUGAAAACUUACAAAAGAAUCUUGGUCAUCAUUUCUCAUUCCCAAGAUUUCCUUAACGGCAUCUGUACAAAUAUCAUACACGUGAACAAGAAGCAGUUGAAGUAUUAUACUGGUAACUACGAAGCGUUCGUCAAGACGCGGAUGGAAUUGUUAGAGAAUCAGGCGAAGCAGUAUAAUUGGGAACAGGAUCAGAUUGCUCAUAUGAAAAAUUACAUCGCCCGGUUUGGUCACGGUUCCGCGAAGCUGGCCAGACAGGCACAGUCAAAGGAAAAGACGCUGGCGAAAAUGGUAGCGCAAGGCCUCACAGAGAAGGUGGUUAACGAUAAAGUUCUCAACUUCUAUUUUCCCUCUUGCGGCACCAUCCCGCCGCCGGUCAUCAUGGUUCAGAACGUCAGUUUUCGUUACAACGAAGAUUCGCCUUGGAUCUACAAGAAUCUAGAGUUUGGUAUAGAUCUGGACACCAGGCUCGCUCUGGUCGGCCCGAACGGUGCUGGAAAGAGCACCCUGUUGAAAUUGCUGUACGGAGAUUUGGUUCCAUCCAGUGGUAUGAUACGUAAAAACAGUCAUCUUCGAAUCGGGAGGUAUCAUCAGCAUCUGCAUGAGCUGUUGGACUUGGACAUGUCACCUCUGGAUUAUAUGAUGAAAGCUUUCCCGGAUGUUAAGGAGAGAGAAGAGAUGAGAAAGAUCAUCGGCCGUUAUGGUCUGACCGGUCGUCAACAGGUAUGUCCGAUAAGACAAUUGUCCGACGGACAACGUUGCAGAGUCGUGUUCGCGUGGCUGGCUUGGCAAGUACCUCAUCUAUUGCUGCUUGACGAACCUACCAAUCAUUUAGACAUGGAAACGAUCGACGCGUUGGCAGAUGCCAUAAAUGACUUUGACGGUGGAAUGGUGCUCGUGUCUCACGACUUCAGAUUAAUCAAUCAAGUGGCAGAAGAGAUUUGGGUGUGCGAAAAUGGAACGGUUACAAAAUGGAGUGGAAACAUUUUAAACUACAAGGAACAUCUGAAAUCGAAAGUGCUCAGCGACAACCAGAAGAGGCAGAAGGAAAUGUACAAAAGCAAAUAAUUCGGCCCACUCCAUUUUUUUUUUCAAGUGUACACCGCCUUCUCUCCAAUUCUGUCCGUUCUAGCAAUUUCUGUCUGCCCUGUCUCGUUUCGGACACUUAAUUAGCUGACACUGCGCUGCUGUGUAGCGUUCGUCAGCGGUCGAGGAUUUCUUAGUUAAUUUAUUUAAGCGAAUGAACUGUGAAUUACUGUGACGAUAUUGAUUCGUGGUAGAAUUUUACUAUUUACCGUUGAACCGGGAGUCCGACGUGAUUCAUUGUACUGUGAGAAAACUAUAAUUUGACAUAUACGCAUAUAUAAAAUAGAUUGCUACAGAAUACUGCGGAAAUAAAACACAUUUAAGUAUUAUUAAAACACAUCCAAUACUCGAAUUAUUCACUUUAUGCGAUUCAGCUCUUUACUACAAAGUCCUAUUUAACUAUAAAUUAAUUUGAUUCUCGGUAUAUAUAAAAAUAUAUAUAUAUAGAUGUGUACAAACAGUUAUAAAUACUUAAUACGAUCGAAGGAGAAACGAUUACAUUUUUCGCGAAAUAGAAUUUUUCAUCUCAGGUAUACCGUUUAAAAAAAUAUUCUUUAAUAGUAACAUCAUGGAAGACUUGAACGUCUCGUACCGAUCAUAUCACACGAAGUAUAUCUCCAGUGUUUUUUAAUCGUGUAAAGUGUUGUCAAAUAUAUAGAUCUAUACUUAUGAUAUUUUUUAAUACGUCACGAAAAGUAAUGUACGCAUUUUUGUAACGACUAUAUACUUACACGAGAAUGUAACGCACUAGAGGAAAAGAAAGGGAACUCGACUCCCGUCGUCGUGUUUUGGAUCUUGGCAUAAUAAAAGGAGAAGAAAAAGGAA